Messenger RNA from Exophiala spinifera, 1671 nucleotides. RefSeq lists its product as uncharacterized. Bases 1 to 1671 code for a protein of 556 amino acids. The transcript has 3 exons. The record is from RefSeq and is a predicted model, not a curated record. Lineage: Eukaryota; Fungi; Ascomycota; Eurotiomycetes; Chaetothyriales; Herpotrichiellaceae.
AUGGUCGGAGUGCCUGGUCGAAGCAAGGGGUGCCAUACGUGUUUGAAGAGGAGAAUCAAGUGUGGUGAGUUUUCCUGCAGGUCCCGAGCCCUCGAGCGCCAUUCGCUGACGCCACCGCCUUUUCUCCCAGACGAGUCCAGACCAACAUGCAAGCGUUGUUCGAAGGCCGGAUACAUCUGUGCGGGAUACGACCGUAAACUGGAGAUGCGAUUCCACACCUUUGAGGAAUCCGCCGCUCCAUUGUCGUCCAAGACGACAAGGAAUCCACCACUUACAACAGUCCCGAAGAAUCUGGUCCUCUCCUCAAACCAAGAACUGGCACCACUGCCUCAAGAACUGAGUUUAGUGGCUUUCCGAGACAACAUCCAGUUCUCUUACCUCUUCGACAACUUCGUAUGGAGCAGCUAUGGGUCUCCAUGGCUUCAGAUGGCCGCCGCUGGUCGCCUGGACUCGCUAUCACUUGAGGCUUGCCGGGCGUUUUCUCUCAGCAUCUUUGGCAAACACCAUCAUCAACCGGACAUUGAAGUAAGCGGAGCUAUGCAUUACGACAAGACUGUGCGAGCCUUAUCAUCCCGCCUCUUCCGCGUGGGAUCACCUGGUAGCGAGGGGCUGAUCAUUCCUAUCACCAUUCUUCUUAUGCAUUCGUCGACCACUCCUGACCCUCAGGCUUGCGCCUUUCACAUCCAAGGUCUACUGAAGCUUGUUCAGCUAUGCGGACCAGCACGCUUUGCCCUUGAUCCAUUGAGGUCUGCAUUUGAAUCCUGUCGAGCAACUCUAAUUACCAUCGGCCUCAUCACAAAAAGCCGCAGUUUUCUCGAACAAUCCGACUGGAUCGACCAACCCUGGUCAACAUGCGGCCAAGAGAACAAGAGCAAUCAAAACAAACUCGUCGACAUUCUUGCCUUCGUCCCUGGCUUUCUCGAGGACCAAGCCCGCCUUGAGCAGUGGCCUGCGGAUGACUUCCGCCUGGAUCUGAUACAGCGAAUCGAGUAUCAAUUGGCAAAACUGUACAACUGGCGCUGGCACUGGGAAGAGAUCAACCCCCACGCCUGCUGGGAAGUCGACCCUGAGGUCAUCCCGUCGCAUCAAUUCCUCAAAAACCCGCGACCAAUUCGCAAAACCCUCAUCUUCUCGACAUUCUCUCGAGCCAUCGACAUUGCUUUGUACAACGCAGUGUUGCUGUGCUUGUUGGGCUUGCUGUGGAGUCUGAGCCCCUCCACUGACGACGGCGACGACGACGACGAAGCCCUGUCUCCUCCAAUCGAGCCAUCCCAAACACCUCUGAAUCUGCCGGGCAAUGUCGACUCGUUGACGGAGCCGGCGGUCGAGAUCUGUCGGGCAUUCGAGUUCCAGCUUCUCAACGUCAAGAACAGUAGAGACUCUGCACUCUUCUGGCUUCUCCCCGUAGGAUUGGCCAGUAGGGUAUUAGAGGACAAGCCGGAGUACGUUGCGUGGAUCAAGAACAUGUUGGAUUCGUCGCAGAUUACGAAAGGCUACGGAACCGGUCAAAAUACAACUGGGUUCGGAUUUUACAGGUUUCCCAAGAUCAAGAGGAGGAGAGCACAGGGGCUGGAUUACUCGAUGAUUCAGCCACAAUAUGACAGCGACUCGCUGAAGAGGUAUUCUACGGGGUCGCUGCCACAACCACAAGAGAGCAGCGGUUGGACAUGA